This is a messenger RNA of Saccharomycopsis crataegensis, 1770 nucleotides long. Its product is annotated as FG-nucleoporin. The transcript has a single exon. Gene Ontology annotation, molecular function: structural constituent of nuclear pore. The record is from RefSeq and is a predicted model, not a curated record. Gene Ontology annotation, cellular component: nuclear pore central transport channel; nuclear pore. NCBI's taxonomy places the organism in Eukaryota, Fungi, Ascomycota, Saccharomycetes, Ascoideales, Saccharomycopsidaceae. Gene Ontology annotation, biological process: NLS-bearing protein import into nucleus; nuclear pore organization; protein localization to nuclear inner membrane. The coding region runs from base 1 to 1770 and encodes 589 amino acids.
AUGUUUGGAAAUAGUGGCGGCGGCUCCGGGGGCUCAGGCUUCUCUUUUGGAGGCAACUCAAACACCACCAGUACCGGUGGUGGCUUUAGUUUUGGCGGAAGUAACAAUGCAACAACAACAACCACAGCACCAACAUCAACAGCAUCCGGAGGAUUGUUUGGAGCUAAACCUUCCACAGGAGGUUUUAGCUUUGGAAACAAUAGUAAUACCAAUGCUACCAACGCUACCAACACUGCAAAUUCAGGUACUGGUUUGUUUGGAAGUAACAAUGCAAACAACAAUAAUACUGCUAAUAAUACUGCCGGCACUGGUGGUGGGUUAUUUGGAAAUACAAACAAUAACACUGCUAACACUAGUGGUGGAGGAUUAUUCGGUAACAAGACUGCUACUGCUACCAAUACGAGCUCUGGUGGACUAUUUGGUGGCAAUAACAACACAACUAACACAGGCUCUGGUGGAUUGUUUGGCCAAAAUAACUCCUCUACUACUACUGCAAAUAAACCAACUAUUGGCACCGGAGGAGGGCUAUUUGGUAACAAUAAUGCUUCAACCACUACAACUACUGGUACCAGCGGUGGAUUAUUUGGUAACACUAAUAACUCGACUUCUACAACUGCUGGGACUGGUAGUGGGUUAUUCGGCAAUAAUGCUUCAAAACCUACUGGUGGUUUAUUUGGAAACGCUAAUAAUUCGACUUCUACAGCCACUGGAACCGGUGGUGGGUUAUUCGGCAAUAAUGCUGCUUCUAAGCCUGCUGGUGGAUUAUUUGGUAACAACAAUGCUGCUGGUACUACUGCCACAAAUACCACAAAUCAAACUGCGAAUGGUUUGUUUGGAGCCACUAAUCUGUCAACUAACAAUCAACCAUCUUUUGCAUGGACUCAGAAUCAAAACAUGAAUAUUAACCAGCAGUCAUCAGUCAACAAUCCUACAAUAAACGCAUUACAACUACAACGCCAACAACACCAAUAUCAGCAGAAUUUAAAUAACUAUUCCAACACUAUUCUUGAACAAUUAUUGAAGAUUAAGAAUUCUUGGGAUCCAAACGCCCCAGACUCUGCUCUCAGUACAUAUUUUUACAACAAAGUUCAAGAAAGUGAAGUACUGUCUUAUGUUAAGCCGGACAAUGUUAGUCAAGAAGAAUGGAAUGAUGCGAUGAAAAAGAGACCAGAUAAUAAUACUUUUGUCCCAGUUAAGGCAUCAGGCUUUGAAGGUUUGAAGAAAAGAAGUGUUGCGCAAACUACCCAUAUUGCGCAAUCCAGAAUAAUUUUGAAAGAAAUAGAAACUAAAACCAAGAACUUGGGCGAUAAGCAUGACUUGGACUCGAUUACUAGAAUAACAAAUUGCAAGAAUAAACAUCAGCAAUUAUCUAAGAAGCUUUUGGUUUUGGGUUGCAAGCUCUCAAUAUUGAAAUCAAAAGGUUAUUCUUUGAGUCCAGAAGAGGAGAUUUUGAGUGAAAACUUCAAGAAACUCAUCAAGGUGAUCAAUGAUCCUGUUGGAUUGGGUAGACUCAAUGAGUUGUGGUCUCGCUUGGCAAUAGUUAAGGAAAGAAGCGAGUUGUUAAGCAACCAGUUGAAUAAUAACUUGUCUAUUGGGAAGAAUGAUAGCGGCUUCGAUGAGUUGCAUGAAGAAAAGGAAUUGCAGAUGAGGAAACUUACUGAAAUCUUACAAAAACAACAGCACGGGAUUCAAUAUUUGGCCGAAGUUUUGGAAGCUGAUGGGAAAACUUUGGAUACUUUGAUUGCAGAAAAGGUGAAGACCAAAAAAUAG